UUGUGCAGUUAGUCUUCGGAAAGAGCUUGUUGGCGUCGGUCGUUUCAACUGGAAACAUAUAUAUCUGCAAACGAAAUAGAAAAAAAACCGUCGAAAAAUUUUUUGUGAAAAGGUGUAUCAUCCGGAUUAUUCUGAUUUAUAUCAAUAAAAAGAAUGGUUUGUUAGUGCGUUACGUUCGAAGAAAUCAGACCGAAGGGAGUGAAUCUAUCGUAAAUAGACACCGGAGAGUAGCGAGCAUCCGCAGUGUGGUCUUCGAUUGGAAUAAACUUGUAACACAAGAAAAAACCUAUGGAUAAAACAAAUGAAUGAAAAUCGAUUAGUAUUUUGAUUGAACUUAAAGAGUUUAAGAGUCAAAUAGUUUUAGAAUAGGUUCCCUCGCAAUAGAGUUAAAUCAUUGACUUAUGAGACUAGCUUUUGGAUUGAUUAAUUCCAAUUGCUGUUAGAACCUGUGCUUGCUCUUCGUUUUUCUCCGUCUGUGUAAUCAAAAUUGCUUUUAAUACUAAAUGUUUGAGUGAGAAAGAUAAAUUCGUCUCGAAUGUGUGAUUGUUGAGUGAAAAUUGGGCAUAUGGGCAAGAAAGCGAAAAAUUGGUGAAUCCUACGCUGAGAUAGCGGUGCGGUGCUUCGGAUUGUGCAAGAGACGGAAGUUGCCCGGUGAAGUGCGGUGGAGUAAACAAAAAGAGGCAUCCAAAUAACAUCGAGGGGCACCAGCCAGUAGCAGCAUAAAUACGAGAAGAGAGAAAAAUAAAGGCGUGUAUCGUUGGAGUGAAAAGCCAGAGUGUUAUAAAGUUAGAAUUCAGAAAGCGGCACUUCCUGUUUCUGUCGCUUUUUUGGCGUUUGAUUUUUGCACAAAAAGCAAGUGAAGUGAUUCGAAAGUCAAUUUGCGCGAAAUCAAGAAUGAUUGAUAAAAUUUUGAUUGUUUGAGAAAAAUCAAUACUUACUAAGGUCGAAGGUCGAAACCGUGGGAAGCUGAAACCGACCGCGAGAGCACAGUGAGAAGUUAUUUCUUGACUCGAAAGCGGAAAGCUCAUGCUGGAGACGGAAAAGAUGGCCCUGGAAGAGACUCAGAACAGGCCGGUUGUUCCGCAGAAGGAAGGUCCCCAGACUCAGCAGAUUCAGCCUUCCUCGUCGAGCGAAAAGCUGAACGCGAUGGCCAAUGGGACGGAGAAAACGCGCAACAAUAACAAACAGAAUGACACAAAUACAGCGUUCCUUAGAGCGGCCAGAGCAGGUGACCUACAAAAGCUGGUAGAGUACCUUGAAACGGAACAGGUCACAGACAUAAACACAUGUAAUGCGAACGGCCUGAACGCGCUACAUCUGGCCGCCAAGGAUGGCCACUACGAGAUCGUGCAGGAGCUGCUCAAGCGGGACGCCAACGUGGACAACGCAACGAAGAAGGGCAACACGGCGCUGCACAUAGCGUCGCUGGCCGGCCAGAAGGAAAUUAUCCAGCUGCUGCUUCAGUACAAUGCCUCGGUCAACGUGCAAUCGCAGAACGGUUUCACGCCGCUCUAUAUGGCCGCCCAGGAGAACCACGACGAAUGCGUCAAUUUGCUGCUGGCGAAAGGAGCGAAUCCGGCCCUGGCUACGGAGGACGGAUUCACACCUCUGGCCGUAGCAAUGCAGCAAGGUCACGACAGAGUUGUGGCGGUUUUGCUUGAAAGUGAUACCCGGGGCAAGGUGCGAUUGCCGGCGUUGCACAUAGCGGCCAAGAAGGAUGACGUCAAGGCGGCGGCACUUUUGCUUGAGAACGAGCACAAUCCGGACGUAUCAUCCAAGAGUGGUUUCACCCCGCUGCAUAUAGCUGCCCACUAUGGGAAUGUCAAUGUCGCCCAGCUGCUGAUUGAGAAAGGUGCCGACGUAAACUUCACUGCCAAACACAACAUCACACCGCUCCACGUUGCCUGCAAGUGGGGCAAGCUGAAUAUGGUAUCGUUGUUAAUCAAAAACAAGGCGCGAAUCGACAGCGUCACCCGGGAUGGUCUGACACCGUUACACUGCGCGGCACGUUCCGGCCACGACCAGGUCAUCGAGCUUCUGCUGGAGAACGAAGCCGAUAUCAUUGCGAAGACGAAGAACGGUCUUGCGCCGCUCCACAUGGCAGCCCAAGGGGAGCACGUGAGCGCGGCCCGAAUCCUCCUGGUUAACAAAUCCCCCGUGGACGACAUCACUAUUGAUUAUCUAACGGCGCUACACGUGGCCGCUCACUGUGGUCACGUAAAGGUUGCUAAGCUCCUGCUGGACCGUAAUGCAGAUCCGAAUGCUAGAGCACUGAACGGGUUCACCCCGCUGCAUAUCGCUUGUAAGAAGAAUCGCAUCAAGGUGGUCGAAUUGCUGCUCAAGCACGGUGCUACAAUCAGUGCUACUACGGAAAGUGGGCUUACGCCACUGCACGUGGCCAGCUUUAUGGGAUGCAUGAAUAUUGUGAUUUAUCUGCUGCAACACGACGCUAGUCCUGAUAUACCGACGGUGCGCGGAGAGACUCCGCUUCAUCUGGCUGCUCGCGCAAAGCAAAGUGACAUCAUUAGGAUUCUCCUCCGAAAUGGGGCCUAUGUUAAUGCACAGGCACGUGAAGAUCAAACGCCGUUGCAUGUUGCUUCCAGGAUUGGUAACGUUGACAUCGUCAUGCUUCUGCUGCAACACGGUGCUAAAAUCGAUUCUGUUACAAAGGAUAAUUACACACCCCUCCACAUUGCUGCCAAGGAAGGACAGAACGAUGUAGCCGCCAUUCUGUUGGACAACAAGGCCAACAUGGAGGCGGUCACGAAGAAGGGCUUCACUCCGCUUCAUCUCGCAGCAAAGUACGGCAACCUCAAAUGCGCACAACUGUUGCUCGAUCGUGGCGCCCAAGUCGAUGUGCAGGGUAAAAAUGGCGUCACUCCACUACACGUUGCUAGUCACUACGAUCACCAGAAUGUGGCGCUUCUUUUGCUCGAGAAAGGAGCCUCACCCUAUUCGCCAGCCAAGAACGGACACACGCCACUCCACAUCGCUUCGAAGAAAAACCAGAUGGACAUUGCCAAUACGCUGCUCGAGUACAGAGCGAAUCCCAACGCGGAUAGCAAAACCGGUUUCACACCGCUUCAUCUGAGCGCACAAGAAGGGCAUCGCGACAUGUCCCAGCUGCUGCUGGAGAAUGGAGCUAACCCUAAUCAGGCUGCCAAAAAUGGGUUAACCCCGCUGCAUCUUUGUGCGCAGGAAGACCACUCCGACAUCGCUAAGACACUGCUCGAUCACAGCGCACAAAUCGAUCCGUCGACCAAGACCGGUUUCACGCCGCUUCACGUGGCUGCCCACUUCGGCCAGAUCAACAUGGUGAAAUUCCUGCUGGAGAACGACGCCAAUAUUGAGAUGAAGACCAACAUUGGUCAUACGCCGUUGCACCAGGCCGCCCAACAGGGUCACACCUUGAUCAUCAAUCUGCUGCUGAAGAACAAAGCCAAUCCGGAAGCGGUCACCAACAGUGGUCAGACGGCGCUUUCGAUUGCGGAUAAGUUGGGUUACAUAACGGUUGUAGAGACGCUGAAGAUCGUCACGGAAACGAGCGUUAUUCAGACGGUGGAUGAGAAGUUUAAGAUCGUUGCACCGGAGACGAUCCACGAGACGUUCAUGUCGGAUUCGGAAGAUGAGGGCGGAACAGACGAUGCCAAUCAACUGACAGACACGAUCGUUUUGAGCCAAACCCAGCAGUCGUGCAGCAGUAGUGGUGUUAUCAAGUACUAUCAGUCGCAGAUGCGUUACACACGCGAGGAUCCGAUCAUGUCCGACCACCAGCAGUACAACUACAUGACGAGCGACGAGAAUAAACAGUUCGACGAUACCAACAUCACCAACAUGAGCAUCGAUCCGAUGAAGGACGAGAAGUACCUCGAGAAGAUCAUCUCGAGCGCAGAGAAGUACACAUCGCUGCCACCCCGCGAAAGUACGCCCAACCCGCUAGACAUCACCGUUACCGACAAUGUCAACAUCACCCGGAAACCGAUCCAUGUCGGCCACAGUAGUAGUCUCACGCUGUCGUUCGGUCGGUUGGCGGAGUUUGUCCAACGGAAAAACUUUAUGCCCGUGUGUAGGGAAAGAUUUCUGGUUUCGUUCCUGGUGGAUGCGCGAGGCGGUGCAAUGCGCGGCUGCCGGCACAGCGGCGUUCGGGUGAUCGUUCCUCCACGGUCGGCGGCUCAACCGACACGAAUCACAUGCCGAUACGUGAAGCCACAGCGGUUGACCAAUGCACCCCCGCUGAUGGAAGGUGAAGCGCUAGUUAGCCGCAUCCUCGAGCUGGCUCCGGUCGGUGCCAAGUUCUUGGGACCAGUUAUUCUGGAGGUACCACACUUUGCGUCGCUGCGCGAGAAAGAACGUGAGAUCAUAAUUCUUCGCUCGGACAAUGGGGAAACCUGGCGAGAGCACACGCUGUACGACAGCGAGGAAGCAAUACACGAUGUGCUGAAUGACGCCUUCAAGGGUGAUACUCUGAACUUCCUGGAGGACCUGCACACCAACAGAAUCACCCGUAUUUUGACGAACGAUUUUCCGCACUACUUUGCGGUUGUUUCUCGAAUUCGACAGGAAGUGCACGCAAUCGGGCCGGAGGGUGGAACCGUUUCGGCAACGGCCGUUCCACUGGUGCAGGCAAUCUUCCCCCAGAAUGCACUCACCAAAAAGAUUCGCGUUGGCCUUCAGGCGCAGCCGGUCGAUAUGAAUCUGACGGCGAACCUGCUCGGACGAAGCGUUGCCGUGUCGCCGGUUGUUACGGUCGAACCCAGACGUCGUAAGUUCCACAAGGCAAUCACUCUGAGCAUGCCAGCGCCGAAGGCGUACAAUUCUGGCAUGAUUAAUCAAUAUUCGGGCAACGCACCGACGCUGCGUUUGCUGUGUUCGAUCACCGGAGGUCAAAACAAGGCAAUUUGGGAGGACGUUACGGGAUCAACUCCGUUAACAUUCGUCAACGAUUGCGUUUCCUUCACAACUACUGUCUCGGCUCGGUUUUGGUUAAUGGACUGCCGAAAUAUCAAUGAGGCCACCAAGAUGGCUACCGAUCUGUACUCGUACAUGUCCCAUGUACCGUUCAUGGUAAAGUUUGUCGUUUUUGCUAAGCGCGUUGAUCACAACGAGGCAAAGCUGAGCGUUUUCUGCAUGACCGAUGACAAGGAGGACAAAACGUUGGAACAGCAAGAGCACUUCACCGAAAUUGCUAAAUCUCGUGACAUCGAAGUUUGCGAAGGACGCAUUGUGUAUCUGGAAUUUGCCGGCAAUAUUGUUCCGGUCAUGAAGAGUGGUGAGCAGCUCUCGAUUCAGUUCAGCGCAUUCAAAGAGAACCGUCUUACGUUUACGGUGAAAAUUAAAAACAAUCUUGAUGAUUUGCUGGGACGCAUCUCGUUCAUGAAUGAGCCAAAAGUAGCCAAGGGUGAGCUGAGUCCUACUCCCUUGUGCACUCUGAACUUUACACUGCCUCCGGAACAAUACGGUCUCGGUGGGGACGAGAUGGAAACCGCAUCCGAGUUUGACCUGAGCUCGACCGAAAUACUAAACUUUGAUCAGCACUCGAUCGUGAACGCAGCCAACCGCAGCAAAACGUUGAACUUCACCUUCCAGAACGGGGAUGCCGUCAGUGAGAUUCACAAAGCGGAUAUCAAAAUCACGGAUAUCUGCAAUCUAUUGGGCUCGGAUUGGCCUCUGCUGGCAGAGGAACUGCAAAUUUCUCCAAGUGAUGUCGAUUUGAUCAAGGUUGAAUAUCCGAACGAUGAAGCGCAGCAGUCGAUUGUGAUGUUGCGGUUGUGGCUGCGCCAGGCCGGGAAGGAUGCCACCGGGAAUGUGUUGGAACAGGCGCUGAUCAAGAUAAACAGACGCGAUAUUGUGAGCAAAUCGAUUACCAAUCUGGAACUGGUGACCGAUGAGCAGGAGAAAAAACUGGCUAAGCAGCAGCUGGGCUCCACCAACGGAAUCGAUGAGGUGGAUCCGGUCAAAAUCAAUGGGGUAGAGUGCAAUAGGAUGGAUGGAUCGAUGGAAGAUUCAACCAACGAGCCUGCAGAGGAAAAACAGGAACACGAAACCGAUGAAAAGAGCAGCAAGGAACAGUCCUCAUCUACAUCGCCGGACAACACCGAAGCGAUCCUACAAAUUCGAAGGGAAAGUGCAAUCAUGGGUAUCGCCUCGGUGGUGAAGGAGAAUCUCGAAACUCCGCCUCCUAGUCCAGCGGAAAUCAGCGUCCAACUCAGCCACCAGAAUAGCAUUGACGAGAACAAACAAAAGGAAGCCUCAGCUCCCACAAUGACCGCCGUCGAAGAUGUGCAGGAGAUCAUACAGGCUGCCAUUGCUGAACAUGACACUACCUGGGAGGAGGACGAGCUCGAGGAGGAGGUUCAGGAGCCGAUAGUGACCCAGAAGAUCAUAAUCCAGAAGCCUUCGUUUGAGGAUGCCGCUGGUAGUGAGGAAGAGUACGCCGAGGAGGAUGGUGAAUCGGAGGACUUCGAACAGCUGGAUCUGGAAACGGACAAAAGCGGCAAGGUGAAGACGAUCAAGAAGCACUCGAAGGUUAAUAUCAAGUUUAACAAACAACUUGGACAAAGACCAACCGUAGAGGACAUCGAGUGGGAGGUCACACCGGCUGAAGCAUCUGCCGAUGUCGAAAGGAAAGUGGUUACCACGGAGAUUUCGUCUGUGAACUUGGAAGAUGUAUCCAACGAUCGAAGGUACAGUUUGGAUAAUAUCGAUAUCUCCUCCCCGACGACGCUCAGAGUGGACACUGGUCGCGCUUUUGAGAAAUCUUUCUCAACACCUGCCAGCGAUGAGCAGAAGGCGGAGCAAAUUGUGAUAAUUUCGUCAGACAAUAAUAUCUCCGAAGUAGCGGCUGAUUAUUCUGGAGAUAUCGACGAAUUCAUUUUCGUACAAACUUCCCCGGAAAACUUUGCCAAGAUGGAGAAAGAGCAGAACGCCACCGAUGAAGAUGACAACAGUAAUCUGGUGAUAAUAACCGAGGAGCAUUACGACUACGAGAUGGACGAUGAUCGGCAAUCAAGUAUGAUCGAUCAGUCUCCAGAGGAUGAGGAGUCUCCUCAGAAGUUUAUCAUCGGUGGAAGCAGCUCGGAAAGCGAUGAAGAUCGACUCGGAGAUCAACGAGGAGGUUUGCUGUUGAAUCAAACCGGCGGCUCUGCUUGUCCUACACCGUCCAUCAUAGUGUCGCAGCACGGUACAACCGGCGCGGCAAGCUAUUCAACCAGAACCGGCGGCUCCUCUAGCGGAUCGGAUGUAGCCCUGCACGAAACCGGCGGCGAGCUUAGUGAUGACGACGAAACAGGUAAAGUCAUCUCUGGCCAGCAAAUAGACAACCAAACCGCACACGAGAGUGCUGUUUCGUCAGCGGAAACCGCUGGUCCGGCUUCGGAACAGCCAUCAUUGCUAGAGCAAUCAACCAAGCGGGAGGAGAAACCUGAGGAAAAACCAUCGGCAAUUGUUGAAUCUGCUUCAGUUGUAAAUAGAGCCGAUAAUCUCGACAAGCAAAAUGAUGAGGACAUGCUCAUACGCUUCGAAGAAGAACCGCCACAAUCCCUAGUGGAUGUUGAAGUGGCAAAAACUGAAAACACAAUGGAAAAUCAACCAAAUAUCAAUGUAUUAACUGAAGAGGAUCUUUUAAUAGCGAUGAGAGAAGAAUUUGCGAAAGCUGCUUUGGAAAAUGAGGAAAAUGAAUCAUCUGUUAUUGGUGGCGGGAAUCCAAACGAACAGACGGUGAUAGUCAUUACCGAAACUUCUUCCGCUGAAGGCUUCACCGAUGAUAAAAACUAUUUAGUGCAAAACACCGACCAGGUGAUGGGCGUGGAACCCAGUGAACCACCGGCGGCCCCUAGCUGUCAAACGGAAACCAAAACCAUUGUCAACGAAUCGGAGGACGGAUCCGUCCGCACCACUGUGAUCACCCGAACCACCACCGUCAACGCCACUUCGGACCAACUCCCGGAGGAUCUCCAGAGGCAACUGUUUGAACAAGUGCAGGCUGCGGCGGCCGCUGCCGGUGGGACCGAUGUAAGCAAUACGGUUGUAACGACAAUAACGACCAGCAGUACCGGCGGCGAUGACGACGCGGAGUCCGAUUCGCCCAGCAACAACACAACGACAACUACAACUACGACGACGAAAACGGUCACGAUGACCUCGACGGAUGGGGAUUUUCCCGAGGACGAACUGCUGCAGAAGAUUACCGCCACAACGCAGCUGCUGCAGCAAUCGGCCGGCGGCGUACCGGCGGUGACAGUGAUCCGAGAGAUGCCGACCGUAACCGUGACGGAAGUGGUCGACGGGAAGCACAACGCGAAACCGUCCAUCAACGCGAUCGUUGAUGAGUUCAUGAACGAGGAACGAAAGAAUUAAGCUUUUUGUGCUUUUCUCGGGCAAACACAAAAACGUACACAUGUUUAGGCGCUAGCGCAUCGCUGUUUAGAGUUCACAGAUAACGGAAAACACUCAUCGUUGUUCUAUUUUAUGUGGCCAAAAAUUUAAAUCGAGAACACAUUUUAGGAUUUUCGCUUGUAGACGUACGAACACAAGAAACUUUGUUUUAACUUCUCGCAUAAGUUAUUCUGCUAAAGUUUCCUGGACUUUUAUGGUAUUUAUUGUGCUUUUAAAGUUGCUUUCUAUCGUAGUCGGCAAGUUGGAAAACUGGGUAAGAAGGUGAAUCUUUUAUAAUACUACACUCAUUUCAAUGCCUGAUUUGUUUGCUGUCUGAAUUACAUCUUUUAUUAACGUAUUACUGUCUGUGUGUGAGAGUACAAUUCAGCUCGUUUGGAACUUUUGCUGCUGCAAGUGGCAAGGGUUGUAAAAUAAUCGGAAUACAAUGAGAGAAAAAGAAGAUUAUUUAUUUUUGCUAACAUUUUUUAAAUGUUGUCUUAUAAAAUGAAAAAAAGUACUACAGAAGAUGAUUCAGAUAAUUAUUUAUUGAUGAAUAUGACAAAACAAAUUGAAUUACCCAUUUUACCUGAAUUUUUGAUUCGUUCAAAAAGUCUCUAUGGUGAAGAUGAUUACUCAGUAGAAUGGAAUACUAACCGGGAGGAUGUCUAGAUGCUAAUACAUAGGAAGAAGCAACUUCAUAUUCACCUAGUACGAGAUAUGAAAUCUAAAAAAAAUCUGCAAGUGUUAAUAACAAUGAAAUUAAAGUAUAUUUAAGAAUCAAUAUAUCAAAUCAACGCAUUGUGAGCAGAAUAGUUUGUAUUGAAAUUGAACUAAUAGACCCACACGUAGUUUUGAGCAUUUUCUCAUUUUUGAUCAACUAAAAAACCAGUUUUUUUGGGAACAUAAGAACGUAGAUGUCACUACUAUAAAAACAGUAUUUUAAGAAGUGUUUUCUCAUUCGUUUUUUUAUAUCAUACUUCUUAUGGUAGCCUGACACACACACAUACUAUUUAUUCAUAUACCUCUUGCGGUAGCUCCUAAGAAUAAACUUCAUAUAUUUUUUUUCGUUUUGUAAUAUUUCGCGUUUAACAAUCGAUAGUGAUAUACUGUCGGUCUUUUAAGUUUUAGUUUGAAUACAUUCACACGCCCACACCCGUCCUAUCGAAGCAGGAAAGCUGAAAUCAGUUGAAAAACGUUUGAUCUGUAUCUAAUUUGUUUCUAUCAUCGUGGGGUAAACCUCCGCUACGAAACACAGACAAACCAAUAAAAUAUAUAUCCAAUGUCCUUGUUCGAAGUGUAAUGAAAAGCUAUAUACAUUAAAUGUGCAACGUAGUGAUGAAGCUGAAAAUACUACGGCGAACACAAAACCACGAAUGGAAGGUUUAUUUACAGAUAUACAAAAUUAUGAAGAGAGGAGCAACCACAAAUUGACCUAUACUAAGGCGUGAUGAGUACCGGAAACAUUAAUAAUGGCGUAAAGCUAGCGAAGCAUUGCUUACAAUACGAACUUUUUAGUUCCAAUCAUUCGAACGCUGAAAAAUAGUAAUAUAUUUCAUUAUACAUAGAGCUACUACUAGUACUGUGAAGCAUAUUUAAAGAGAAUCCAUUGGAGGUUCGAGACAGAAAUAAAUUUAAUCCUGCUGAA
Molecule: messenger RNA, 10018 nt
Organism: Toxorhynchites rutilus septentrionalis
Lineage: Eukaryota; Metazoa; Arthropoda; Insecta; Diptera; Culicidae
Product: ankyrin-3-like
Exons: 16
Coding region: 1027-8355 (2442 amino acids)
Biological process (GO): signal transduction
Molecular function (GO): protein binding
Source: RefSeq, a predicted model, not a curated record